AUGCUUCUUCGAGUGCCAUUGGCACGGAAGCCCUUGUCGCCAAAGACUUGCGCCCGUCUGGUUCCUUCUGUAUAUACGCCAUCAUCAACAUGGCGGCUUGGAUCGUCAAUCGCUCGCAAGCAGCCAUCCGCUGUCGCAUCCACGCGCCUUGUACAUGAACAACCACUCGCCCGCACAACCAUUACUAGCUCGUACACCUCAUACCGCACACAUAUCAGACAUGCGACCAACUUGGCCUCAAGGACAGCUAUCAAUCCUUCCUCAAAUGUCCCUGCCAAACACCAACAACUUUACGCAUCUCUGGAUCGACUGAAGGACAUUGCUAGCGACUAUGUGAAUCAGAGCAGACUACAACUCGCAUUGAAAGGAUUGGAGACUUCGCGACCUACUGUGAGGAUUGGUUUGCUUGGUCUGGGACAAGACGGAGAUGUGGCUGCUAGAAAACUUGCUCGUGUCUUGCUUGCCGAUGCGCUGGGCGAUGAGGGUCAGUGGGAGAAGCUGCUGCAGCAGCCAUCGCAAGAUGGCAAGCCUUUGCUUCUGAGAUACGGAGCUGAAGACGACAUCCUACCCACCAACCCGCUCGUCAACGAACUAAACAUUCCGUCACGCGUCCUGGAAAAGAACAACCUCGAGAUUCUGAUUACAACUCUUAACACAGCCAGCGGUCCUAACAUCACCGCUGAUCCUUCGGGACUCGCAGAAGCUAUCUUGGUACCCCCGUUGCAGACUCCUGUUGCUUCUUCUGGUCGUACUGGCUUUGUUCGUUACCCUGUUCACAAGGCCAUCGUGGUUGGAGAAGGCAUCCAAGGAUGUUUGGACUUUGGCCGUAUCUCUACCGCUCUGGAAGCCUCGACUCUGGGAGUCUCUGGCGGCGAACAAGGACUCAUUCAGGUUGCGCUGAGUGUACCACGCGACAGCCCUCGCACACAAACCAACGACACCGGAUUGAUCUCCCCCAUCGACAUCGACCAAGCUGGAGUAGCACUUGAUCUUUUCCGUCAGGAUGUCGCUAACAGUGCUAUCUUUAACACAAAAUGGCAAGCCAGCAACAUCCAGUCAAUCAUCAAGUUUCUGGCUUCUGACCCUAUGGAUCCUAUCACUGGCGAUGCUGUAGGUCUGCGACCAACUCUGGAAUCACACAUCCGCUCUACACUAGACUCUGCAGCCGAUGCUAUCGCUCUUUCCGAACGAACCGCCAACAAAGCCGUCAUCUCCAACAGUAUCCCCGACCAAAAGCGCCAGGAAAUCUCACAAGCGAUUUCAGCAUGGGCGCAACACGCACACACUGACUUGCAAGUCUCUCUCGCUAAUGCAUUGGAAUCGCGCUCCUGGAGACGAACAACAUGGUCACGAUUGCUGUGGCGUGUAGAUGAUGUAGGCGUUGCCGCUGAGGAAGUCCUGCGUUCACAUUGGCUGUUGGACGCUGAAUCCACACUCGCUUUCCUGGCCGGCAGAAUUGAACAAGCUGGCUUCUUCGGCAAAUUCUUCAGCGACACAAUUCGGGAUCCUACACCAGCCGACCUUCUCAACACACACGCUCUCAACGCCAAAGUCGUAGAGACGGGCGGCAUCGACAUUUUCCACACCCGUCCUUGGCCAUUGGCCAUUCACUUUACGCGUCAGAAGCUCUUGCACACUUUAGUGCCAGCCCUGCAAUCGCGCGCUCAAAGUUUACUUGCGCAGUCUUUGACUACCAUUUCUGCGACUUCUGCUCUGGGGGUGUGGGUUUAUGUUGCUUCUUCUGGGUCCAUGCUUGCUGAAGCGGGUGCCGUGGCUGCAUUGGGAUUGGUCUGGACGUUGAGGAGAUUGCAGAAGAAAUGGGAGGCGGAGAGGGAAGGUUGGGAAGCGGAGGUCAGAGAACAUGGCAGGGUUGUGCUGUCUGAAGUCGAGGAUGUGCUUAGGAGUGUGGUCAGGAGUAAUGAGAGGGGUGUAUUGAGGCAGACGGAUCUAGAGGAUUGGGAGAGAGCUAGAGGGGCGUUGAGGGAGGUCAAGAAGGCGUUGGGGGAUGUUGAGCAUGUGGAGGAAAAAGUGCAGGAGAUUGGUGUUGCGAAGUGA
This is a messenger RNA of Aureobasidium namibiae CBS 147.97, 2055 nucleotides long. RefSeq lists its product as uncharacterized. The coding region runs from base 1 to 2055 and encodes 684 amino acids. The record is from RefSeq and is a predicted model, not a curated record. The transcript is spliced from 3 exons. NCBI's taxonomy places the organism in Eukaryota, Fungi, Ascomycota, Dothideomycetes, Dothideales, Saccotheciaceae.